Messenger RNA from Scleropages formosus (Asian bonytongue), 2332 nucleotides. RefSeq names its product zinc finger protein 513. The coding region runs from base 62 to 2149 and encodes 695 amino acids. NCBI's taxonomy places the organism in Eukaryota, Metazoa, Chordata, Actinopteri, Osteoglossiformes, Osteoglossidae. The record is from RefSeq and is a predicted model, not a curated record. The transcript has 8 exons. Gene Ontology annotation, cellular component: nucleus. Gene Ontology annotation, biological process: positive regulation of transcription by RNA polymerase II.
GAUGAACUAGCGAAUACCUUCCUAACAUGUUAUUAUUCCGACAUUGAAUGAUCAACAACACAUGUUGAUGUUCGACAAAAUUGCUAAAAAAAGGCUGAGCAUGAGCCCACUCCGGGACAUCUAUCAGGACAUUCAGCCUGUGACCUUGCGGCUGUCGGAGGAGAGCGCCACCUCCAGUCUAUAUUGCAGCACUGCAGAGGGAAUGGAGGCCCGGGUGUCCACCUUGGUGGAAGCUUUUCUGGUGGAGGUCUAUCGCUGUAGGGUGUGCCAGUUCACCAGCAGCCUGAAGUCCAGGAUCAGCACUCAUGUAGCUGAGAGGCAUGACCUGGCACAUACCUGCCACCCUCUGUCCUGUCUGGACAAAGGUGUUGAAAGUAGCCUGGAUGUGGAGGUGGGGCAUGUCCAAGAGGAGCUGCACCGCAGCACCUCCCCCUAUGCCCUGGAAGAUGAACUGGAUUCAACCAGGAAAGACCGUGAGGACCCCAUGAGCUUGGAGCGCUUGCCCUUUCUACUGCCCAUGUACGGUAUGCUGCAAAACAUCAGCCCCCGCUCAUGUGAUAUGGGCCUCGGCCCCAACGCUGGAGUCUCACACACCUGUGAGGUAAACACUUUGUUUGAGGAGGAGGAAGGGCAAGGAAACCCAGGGGCAGAGGCUGCUGAAUUCCAUUUGGAGGACUCCAGUUCUGUGGAGUUGCCUGGACCCUUGUCUUGCCCAAUGGGAUCAUCUAGCCCUGAGGCCCAGGAUGAGGAGAUGGCUCAGUCGGCUCACCUCAUGUCCUUAGGACUGUGCAGGAUCUCCAGCAUCAAAUGCCUUCCCCGCGUAGGAACCCCAGAGCCCAGAUCAGCUUUGGCACAGCCUGGGCAGGAAUGCUCGGACACCCCCCUGGAGGAGAAUACCCUCCGUCGGGAUCUCACAGAGGCGCAGAGUACCACAGAGGACACGUCACUAUUGUGCGUCUUAUGCCACAUAGCCCUCCCCACUCAGAGCUUGCUGGAGGUACACCUGAAGUGCCACAACAGAGGCCAGGGCUUCUCCUGUCCCCAGUGUGGCUGGGCUGCAGAGGUGUGGGCUGAGAUGGAGAGUCACUGGAAGGGGCACCGCAAGAGACUGGGCAGCAGGCUGAGCUUGAGACCACACCGGUGCAGCAUAUGUCCACGGACAUUCCAGAGUGCAGACUCCCGCGAUGCCCACCAGCAGAGGCACAGGAGGCGAUGCAAGCCACUGGGCCAGUGUGCUCGCUGCAUGAUCUGGUGUGGCUCGGGCCGGGAGUUUGAACAGCAUGGCCGCUGCCAUGUCCAGGGGGGUUUCAAGUGUCUGCACUGCAACUUCACAGAAGAAACUUGGGAGGAUGUCCACACACAUAUGUUUAGCCAACAUCAAAACACUGAGGAACAGCAGAGGACUGGCAGCAUCAGGCAGUCUUUGAAGACAAGGCUGCCUCGCUCCUAUGAUGACAGUGCCGAUGCUUCAGUGCUCAGGGAUGUAAAGAGCCCAUUAGAAGAUUGGUGGGACACUAAGAAGAAAAGGAGAAAGAAGGUCAAGAGAGGCCGGCGAGGACGAAGUGGAGCAGGGCAGAAGGAAGUUGAGGUAGCCCCCAUCGGCAGGAGGAAGGGCAAGUCGCUGAAGGAAUUCUGCUGCUCCCUUUGUGACAGGAAGUUCACUACAAAGCUGACAAUGCAGCGCCACAUGGGUAUCCAUCAAGGGGACAAGCCCUUCCAGUGCCCCCAGUGCCCCUACAGCACUCGUCUCAAGGCUUCACUCGUGCAGCACCUUCGUGUGCACACAGGUGAAAAGCCCUUCAAGUGCACCCAGUGUCCAUAUGCCUCCAUUGACAGCAGUUCGCUACUCCGACAUUCCCGCACACAUACCCAGGAGAAGCCACACCGGUGUCAGCACUGCCCUUACAGCAGCAUCCAGAAGAAAAGCUUGGAUCUACAUAUGCGCCGUCACCACACGGGCGAGUCCUUCCACUGUCACUUGUGCUCCUACUCCACACCCAACCAGCAGCUGCUACACCGUCACCUACGCAAGCACCAUGCCUCUGCUGCACAAACCACCACAGCAUCUGAGCCCUCUGCAGGUGCCCUGUCCCCUGGCCGGUCCUCCAGCAUUUCCCUGCUGCAGGAAACAGACACCCAGGCCUCCUGACUGUGCCUUUUGAUGUGUCCCAAUGGUCUCUUUAUGGUUCAGUUUAUUUAUGCUUCAUCUAAAGUGAGAGAGGCCUUUUGUGUUUUGUCACCAAAUGCACGUGUAAUUCGUACCGCUCUUGUAUUCGUUCAUCGUAACAUGGUACUUUGGUACUGAUUAAGAAGAGACAGAAAUAAAAUACUC